AGAGUGUGUGUGUUGUGUUGACAUUCGACAUUCAGCUGCUAGAGCUGUAACUGGAGUGCUGCGGCAUACUAACUGCGCUGCGGAGGACAGUGUGUUGCCAAAGCCCUACGAUUUGUGAUUUCGGAGUGAUCGGAUUUACUGGAUUUGGGUAAAGGAAAAUGUUUCACCUACGUCAGAUAGGGGUCUUGCGGCAGCACAUCAACUGUGUAAAGGCAUGUUCUCCAGCUGCUUCUAGACUUGCCAGCACUCAAAAACCCAUUGAUGAGGAAUGGUAUAAAGGAGCUGCAAAAGAGCUCAAGGGAAAAGAUGUGGAAGAGACCCUCAUGUGGAAAACUGCUGAGGGAAUCAACAUCAAACCAAUGUACAGCAAAGCUGAUGCUGAAAAUGUUGCCCCAGAGAUCCCUGGAAAAUUCCCUUACACCCGAGGCCCAUACUCCACAAUGUAUACGCACAGACCGUGGACAAUCAGACAGUAUGCAGGUUUCAGUACUGUGGAGGAGAGCAACAAGUUCUACAAGGACAACAUCAAGGCUGGUCAGCAAGGCCUGAGUGUUGCCUUUGACCUCCCAACUCACAGAGGUUAUGAUUCUGACAACCCUCGGGUGACUGGUGAUGUUGGUAUGGCAGGUGUGGCUAUCGACUCUGUUGAGGACACCAAGCUGUUGUUUGAUGACAUCCCACUAAACAAAAUCUCCACUUCUAUGACUAUGAACGGAGCCGUCCUCCCAGUCAUGUCUAUGUAUGUUGUUGCUGCUGAGGAACAGGGCUCAAAACAGGCAGAGCUCGCUGGGACUAUACAAAAUGACAUUUUGAAGGAGUUCAUGGUCAGGAACACAUACAUUUACCCUCCUGAUCCCUCCAUGAAAAUCAUUGGCGAUAUCUUUGAAUACACAUCAAAGCACAUGCCCAAAUUCAAUUCAAUCUCAAUAUCUGGAUAUCAUCUUCAAGAAGCAGGAGCAGAUGCCAUUUUGGAAUUGGCAUUCACCCUUGCAGAUGGGUUGGAGUAUGUGAGACAAGGUGUUAAUAGGGGAUUGAAUGUGGACAAAUUUGCGCCCAGACUGUCAUUUUUCUGGGGAAUUGGAAUGAACUUCUACAUGGAAAUAGCAAAAAUGAGGGCAGGUAGAAGGCUGUGGGCCACCCUCAUUCAAGAGAAAUUCCAGCCCAAAGUGGCCAAGUCUUUGCUUUUGAGAGCCCAUUGUCAGACGUCUGGCUGGUCGCUCACAGAGCAGGACCCAUACAAUAAUAUUGUGAGAACAGCGAUUGAAGCAAUGGCUGCAGUGUUUGGUGGUACCCAGUCUUUGCACACAAAUUCUUUUGAUGAAGCCCUCGGUUUGCCAACAGUGUUCAGUGCACGUGUUGCCAGGAACACGCAAAUCAUCUUACAAGAGGAGUCUGGUAUCCCAAAGGUUGCAGACCCCUGGGGGGGGUCCUACAUGAUGGAGAAUCUGACCUCUCAGAUCUACGAUGCUGCUCUAGAAUUGAUCACAGAGAUUGAGGAUAUGGGAGGCAUGGCUAAAGCAGUGGCAUCGGGCAUGCCUAAACUCAGAAUAGAAGAGUGUGCAGCCAGAAGACAAGCUCGCAUUGACACAGGAUCAGAGGUUAUUGUUGGAGUGAACAAGUACCGACUGCCAGAGCAGGAGACAGUAGAUGUUCUCAGCAUUGACAACACCAUAGUGAGAGAGAAGCAGUGUGCCCGCCUGGCCCAGGUGAAGGCUACAAGGGACAGCGCCAAGGUAAAGCAGAGUCUGGAUGCCAUCACUGCGUGUGCUCAGAGCGGCGAUGGAAAUCUAUUGGCCCUCAGCAUAGAGGCUGCCCGCCAUAGAGCCACGGUUGGUGAAAUCUCUGAUGCCAUGGAGGAGGCAUUUGGCCGCCAUGUUGCCAGUGACAGGAUGGUGAGUGGAGCCUACAAGACGGAGUUCGGGGAAGUGGAUGAGCUACAGGUUGUUAUGGAGAGAGUCCAGAAAUUCGUGGAGGCUGAAGGCCGGAGACCUCGUAUCCUUGUUGCUAAAGUGGGUCAGGACGGGCAUGACCGAGGAGGCAAAGUGAUUGCUACAGGUUUCGCUGACAUGGGAUUUGAUGUGGAUGUGGGACCAUUGUUUGCUACCCCAAGAGAAGCUGCCCAGCAAGCCAUUGAUGCUGAUGUUCACAUUGUUGGGGUUAGUUCUCUCGCUGCAGGACACAAGACUUUGAUCCCAGAAAUUAUUAAAGAGCUGAAGAACAUGGGACGGCCGGAUAUUGUUGUUGUUGCUGGUGGUGUGAUUCCUCCCCAAGACUACGAAGACCUCUUCAAGUCUGGUUGUGCUGCCGUCUUUGGCCCUGGUACUCGUAUUCCUGAUGCAGCUGUGCAGGUGUUGAAGCUGGUGGAGGGUGAGCUGAGUAACAACAACAAGAAAGAAUCUGCUCAGUAAAAGACUUGGAGGAAGGGCUGUGCUGCUGUUUGUGCCUUCAGCUGUCAGGGAUGAGAAAGUUAUGAGUUUGUGUGCUUUGAGAAUUUCACAUUGAUGUACAGUGUUCAUGAUAUUUCUUUUGGCAAGUUAGUUUUUGGAAUGUGCUCCUUUCUGAGGCAUCAAAGACAUGUGCCAUUUUUAAUGAACAGAUGUCCUUCAUGACCAUUACGGCAACACAAGAGGUGAGGAUGACGAUCAUCCUUCAAUGUACCUUCAUUGUCUCUCUCUUGCCUCUAGAAUAUUUUUGUGAAGUUAUUUGAGUUUCUUCCAACUGUGUAAAAAAUGGCAGCUUUCAGACAUAAAAUGAAAGGUCUUUCUUCUGAGCUGAUAAGUGUGGCUUGCUUGUGCUGUACAACUACCUCGAAAAUAAAUAUAAUUGAUCAUAAUGAUUGUUUUGGUAGUGAUGCCACAUGACUGUGUUACCAAUGUUUCAUCUGUAGCAAAUCGGCUAAGCCAUCGAGGGUAAAUACUAAGUUUUCUUUUCACUAUAAUACCUCUCAUUUUUUUGCAGUCAUGAUUCACUGAAAAUUUGGUUAAUUCUUGGAAAAAUUAAACUAAAUUGUGAAUUCAGCUGUUGUGAAAUUUGUUCUUCUGUAUUGAAUAAUUAUUUCAAUGAUUAUUCAAGAACACCCUUGAAAUGUAGAUUUCUAGGAGAAUCACUGUAAAAAAUCAGAGGAUGGAUGCGAGUGAAAAACAACUGAGUAUCCUGGUUUUUGUUUUUUUUUCUCCAAAUUUUAUUGUUUUAAUUGUUUUUUCUCAUUAGCAACUACUCCUAUUUUUAGAUCUUAAUUUUUUUGCUGUAUUUCAUACUUUUUAAAAACUGACAUUUUGUUGUUUGUCUAGUCAAGAACCAGACCAGCUCAUUUCCUUAUCUCACAUUUAUACAGAGAAGCUGUUAACUUUAUAGAGGUAUUAUAAUACUGGGAUUCCUCCUUUUGACUAAGGAUUUAUGAUAUGUUUGAAGCGUAUAUGUACAAUAGAUACAUGGUAUGUUGAGAGAGAGAAAGUGAGAGUGCAUGAAGUGACUUGUUCUGUUUUUAUUGUUGAGUAUAAACAAAGGAGUCUGCUGUAGCCAAAAUCAGUGGGACUGCUUCAUUUUCUCCGGUUUAGCCAGGUUUUUGAUUUAGGGAGGUUGCUCAAAUAGAAAUUUAAAAAAAUCGGGAAUUAUCUUUUCUCUUGGUUUACUACUGUUUUUGGAUUGUGUUUGGUUUAAGCGGACUCUACCGUAGUUUGAAUGUUCCCGAAGAUUGAUGAACUUUAAUUGUAUUAUUUUGGAUAGACAGUUAAAUGUUUUCAAAUAAUAUACUUUUGAGUGUUUCAAUGCACAUUUUGUUGGGGUUGUAGCACACAGGACUGGUAGAGGGUGUAAAUGCCUUACAUUUAAUGUUAAGAAUUCUUCCAUGGCAAGGAACAUUAUACAUGUGAUAUGAUCCAAUUGUUAUUUUGCCUUCCUUUUAGACUGAUCGUUCUGUGGGUCAGUUCUCACAAAGACUUCUGUUUUGUUCUCACGAAGAACCUUUGACAUUUGACCAUAUUUGGAUUUUGUUUUGUUGUGACAAUAUUCUGUGUGAGAGUGAUAGUACUGAUAUAAGUAUGACACAACAUUGACCAUUGUUUCAAACAUUGAAUUGUUACUGGUAGUGUAACACAGGUUCUCCUUUUUGAUGGUUAUUGAAUUGUUACUUGUAAUUACCCUUUGAAAACAAUUAAAGAAAGAUGUACUGCACAA
Aplysia californica (California sea hare) is the source of this 4176-nucleotide messenger RNA. RefSeq names its product methylmalonyl-CoA mutase, mitochondrial. The transcript has 20 exons. Lineage: Eukaryota; Metazoa; Mollusca; Gastropoda; Aplysiida; Aplysiidae. Bases 159 to 2408 code for a protein of 749 amino acids. Gene Ontology annotation, molecular function: methylmalonyl-CoA mutase activity; metal ion binding; cobalamin binding. The record is from RefSeq and is a predicted model, not a curated record. Gene Ontology annotation, cellular component: mitochondrion.